AUGAAUUUAAGAAUGCGAAAAAGAAGUGCAGUAACAAUUACUAAAGCGCCAAAAAAGGUCUCAAAGAAAAAAGGUUGUAAAAUAAUUGAUGUUAAUAAUGUCGAUAACGUUAAUAAUAAUACUGUUGACGACAACAAUGGCAACAAUAUUAAUAAAAUAUUAACACCCACACCCGAUUUAUCAUCAGAAUCUACAUCCAUAUUAACGCUAGCAUCGUCAACACUCGAUUUAUCCACAUCAAAUUUAUCCACACCUACAUCUAUGCCAACAUCAGCCAAUUCACCAGCAACUUCAGAAUUAACAUAUAUAUAUAUGUCCAUACUAGCAUACAACUCAAACAAAUUUGCAUCAUUUUCAUCGGAAAUAUUUGUAAAAAUAUGCGAGGAUUUGCCGCCUCUAGAUAUUUUCGCAUUGUCAAGAGUUUGCAAACUGUUUCGUCAAUAUUUGUGCACAUCCGAUUCAUUAAUAUCACAAAUCAUUUGGCGAAAAACAAGACUCCGGUUUCUAAUCUACCCGCGGCUACCACCACCGCAAGGAAUGAGCGAAUUACGAUAUAUUCGACUAGCUGUUUUUGAUAAAAGAUGUGAAUUCUGCGGUUUGAAGCGUUACCAAAAUAACAAGGCAACAUUGUAUUGGGAAUUCCAAGUUAGAUGUUGCGACAAAUGCCUAUUCGAAAGAACAAAAACAUUCGAAGAAAUUGAAAAAGAAAAGAUACUUCCAACAAAUUUACUCGACAAUUUAUCAUGCCUAUGGAUUCGAGGUGGAUUGUUUCUAAUACCUGUACACAGAUAUUAUUGGAUACCUCAUAUUGUUUUAAUCAUCAAUGAAUACACUGAAAUAAUCAAGAAUAAUAAUUAUUAUGAUUUGGAAAUUUGGUUAAGAAAUAAAAUAGAUCAACAAAGGCAAUUUUUAGCCGAAGUAUCAAUUCGUUAUGAAGAACAUAGAUUAUAUUCACAUCAAUAA
This is a messenger RNA of Entrophospora sp. SA101, 963 nucleotides long. NCBI's taxonomy places the organism in Eukaryota, Fungi, Glomeromycota, Glomeromycetes, Entrophosporales, Entrophosporaceae. The record is from the annotation of a GenBank genome assembly.